This is a messenger RNA of Salvia hispanica, 1012 nucleotides long. Its product is annotated as fatty acyl-CoA reductase 2, chloroplastic-like. The record is from RefSeq and is a predicted model, not a curated record. Gene Ontology annotation, molecular function: alcohol-forming very long-chain fatty acyl-CoA reductase (NADP+) activity. Gene Ontology annotation, biological process: suberin biosynthetic process; long-chain fatty-acyl-CoA metabolic process. Lineage: Eukaryota; Viridiplantae; Streptophyta; Magnoliopsida; Lamiales; Lamiaceae. Gene Ontology annotation, cellular component: intracellular membrane-bounded organelle.
AAAAUCCUUUACCAAACCAAACAUUCCCUUUAACGGUUUUAGUAUGAAAAAUUUAGGCAAAAGGAAUUCCCACUUCUCCCAUCGCUGCCAUCCGCCACCAUUCGAUCAAGCUGCAGUUUCCGAUCGAGAAGAGGUGGAUGCCGGAAUAGGAAUCCUUGAAUUUUUUGAAGGGAAUAACAUUUUUGUUACCGGUGCUACCGGCUUACUUGGAAAGGAUGGUCUAAGAUUAACAUCGGUGGGCAAAAUGUACUUGCUAAUAAAAGCAAAAGACAAGGAAGCUGCAUUUAAUAGAUUAAACUGUGAGAUAAUAAACUCAGAAUUGUUCACGUGUUUGAAAGAAAAACAUGGGAAAUGUUUUGAAGCAUUUGUGAAGGCAAAGGUAAUAGCUGUGAUGGGAGAUAUCGGUCACCCAAAUCUUGGAAUGGAUUUUGAAAGUAUUGAAUCAAUUAAAAAAGAUGUAAAUGUUAUUAUCCAUUCUGCAGCUUCCACUACUUUUUAUGAGAGAUAUGACUUCCUAUUUGAUACGAAUGUGAACGCGCCUCAACGAGUUAUGAGGUUUGCCAAGACAUGCGACAAACUCGACCUAUUCACACACAUAUCUACGGCUUAUGUUACUGAGAGAGAAGAAGGUGUUGUGUUGGAAAAGCCAUUGAAUAUGGGAGGCCUUGAUGUAGCUGAUGAGAUUAGCUUGCUUCUCAAAUCAUCCCCAAACAACAUUGAUGCCACCAAUUUUUUCGUAAAGUGUGGCCAACAGAGAGCUAAAUUGUUGGGAUGGAGUACCACUUAUCAAUUAUGCAAGGCUAUAGGUGAGAUGUGUUUGAAUGAAAUAAGAGGAGAUGUUCCUUUGCUUAUAAUUAGGCCAGCUUGCAUUGAGAGCUGCUAUCGUGAACCUCUCCCUGGUUGGAUACAAGGAUUGAGGACGUUGGGACCCGUGAUCAUUUCAUAUGGAAAGGGGAUACUCCCAGCUUAUUAUGCAAAUCCGCUAGUGCCUUUGGAUGUUUGGAUGUUGUAA